AUGUCCAUCAAUCAAGUUACGGCCCAGGUUGCAGGGCUAGCUCUGGAACAACCACCGACUCUUGCUGACUCGCCCUCGCCAGUGGUGCAAGUUACACAACCAAGAGCGGCCGGAAAAGGUGAGGAUCUUGAUCCAGCUGUUCUUCAGGAUACGGGAACUCACUCAUCCGGACCAGGCGGGCAACUGGCCUCCCGACUUGUCCAGGAUUGGCUUGCCGGCCAUCUGCCGGAGGGCGGAGAGGGCGAACUACGGACUGAGUGCGCUGCGUUGCGCGUCUUCCCUCCUCGUCCUGACGGAGGCUCGGAUCACGAUCUCAUCACCCAGCCUUCGCAAAGCUAUGACGCAGCGCAUGACCCCGAGGGCCGGGGCAGGACUGUGCUCUCCUGCAUGUGUAGCUGCUGCCGUCACCACUUCGUCUUUCAUAUCUUCCCCCCCUCCGGUGAGGAUAGCGAGGCCCAUCUGCAACACCAUUUUCGUGUCGAGGAUGCUACGUGGUACGCCGGCUCCGAAUCCGCCGUUUUUCAGCCCUCCAGCAACGAACACCUUCGGGGCCGCUUUCGGUAUGCCUGCACCGUCUGCGGCAUUGCGGUUAACCUAGAAAUAUCUGUACCCCGACUACAGUCGUCUUGGCUCAAGUUGAUCAUGGACGAGAAUAGGAUCAAGGAGUCUCUGAGGGUUGCUAGGGAGCAAGACCCAGCACGCUACGCGAACCUCAGCCCGGAAAAGGAGACGCACUAUUUAACAACCCCCCUCUCCACCCUGAACCAGUACUUGAAGAACAUUCUGGAUGACGACGGUACAGGAGCUCAUAAGAGGAUCUCCUACCGAAACAAGACAUUUCUAGUACAGUUCGGUCGAGACUGCGACCACAUAUUUCGAUACCUAGGCUUUAAGGAGGACCACACCGACGAUGCGGGUGAGUCAUACUGGCUGCCACCGCGGCUGCCACCUCCGGAAGGCAAAACACCCAUUGGUUCGCUCAGGGCAUUUUACGACGAUGUGAGGUGCGAAGUGCAGAGCGUGCUUGCCGGCAGGCCGCCUGUACAUGGUGAGCCCGUCGUCAAACCUAUCUCAACAGCUGGGGCCCGUGAUCAGCUCGAGAGGGCCCUCGGGUGUGACAAGAGCCAUCGUUGUUUCAGCACAUUGCCGGUGAUCGAAAACGAGGCACAGCACUUCGCCACCUUGGGCGCCCCCGUUGAUGCUGACAAUGCGUUGAUUAAGUUCGCGUACAUAAGGCAGGUGGAAUCGGACCCCGAACACAUGCCGGCCUAUCUAGAAGCACUCGGCACCCUUGCGGCUCGCCGAUCAGAGGAACUCCAGAUGUUCGUUUUCACCCAUCAAGAGCUGCUUGCAAAGCGCCAGAGGGAGACUACCGCCGUACCCGCCGAUGGUGGCCCGGCCGGGAAGGCCUAUGCUCAUUUCGGCCUCGAGAGGACUUGCUCAGAGGACCCAGCAUAUAUCGUUGGCGUGUACCGAACCUUCAGGGAUCAGUCCCCCGCCCAAAAGUCGGACCAUCGGCUCGCCUUGCUCGAGAUUUGGAACGAUUGCGGAAGCGACGAAAUCCGAAUCGAGGUGUUUAGGAAGAAUAUGGAUUUGUCCGAGGCGUGCCAGUUCCUGCGUGUGGAACCGGACUGGCCAAUGGAUAGUAUUGCGGUCAUGGCCCAGAGCGUAUCCUCGGAUCUUGACCUCGACCAUCUGGACCUCUUAUUACUCGCGCUGGAAGUUAUUUCAGUCCGUAAACCGGAUAAUGACCCCAACCGCCCGGCUUUUGAAGGCGUUGUUGCUGAAAUCCUGUCCAGUCGCCACUCCUUACUUCUUUCCACUGGGCCUGGAUUUAAUGGCGCUGGGCCAACGACUUCUGAGCAGCGCUCUCGCGAGGCCGUGGACGCGGAGCUACCCGUUGGUCUUGUCAAUCUCCGGAAUACCUGCUACCUCAACAGCAUACUCCAGUAUUUCUACUCCGUCAACGCAGUGAGAAAUCUCGCCCUGAAGUCCGAUCUACCUGCCCUGGAGCCUACCGAAACGAAUCUUAGCCAUAUUCUGCGUGCCGACAGCAAUAACCAGGAUGGAAACCAGCCUGAGCUGGAGACUGGGAGAGCUUUUGUUGGCCAUGAGUUCACACGCGAGCUUGGCGCCCUUUUUCGUGACUUGGAUGCCACCGGCCAUAGCUCGAUUCCGCCUCGCCAACGCCUCGCCAACGCUGCUUUACUAAAACCGGAGAAGUUGCGCCCCAGCGAUGCUGACGCGCCACCGCUGCCGCCGCGCGCGGUUGAGAGCUCCCUCAAGGAAGUUUCUGACGUACCAACGCUGGAAGUCGAACCUUUCGACUUAGCAAGUUCCGCUAGUUCGCAACGAACGUUAGUCGACCGCGCCGAUGCAGAAGUCUCCUCGGUCGUCACACUUGACGAUCGGGCCACAGACAAAGAAGUGGCGAAUGCGGAUAGCCCUGCUAAGGAGGCGCCAUCCGACAGGACUGCCAGCCGUCCGCCUGGGGAUAAGGCGAAGAUGUCCAAGGUCACAGUCGAAGAGCUCGCCAGAGAGCUCGACAAGCCCAGUGUCGGAACCGACCAGAUGGACGUGGACGAAGUCAUGGGGAAUGCCAUCGAUCAUCUGCGAGCAGCGUUCAAGGUCUCCAGCAUUAGUGGCUCUGAGGCCGCGCCCGACCCUAUCAAGGAGGCCUUCUUCUCGACAUUCAUUGACAACCGCAAGAAGAUUGGCGAAUCGGAUUGGAAUCGAACAAGCAGAUCGGACCGCUGGGUGACAGCAUACCCGGCUCAGUCAGGGACACGGGACCUGUAUGACGCCUUGGCCAAUUCGUUCGAUCUCGAGCCACUCCCGGGCGACCUCCUCUCAUUCACCACAAUUGAACAGCCCGCGCCGCACUUCCACAUCUGCAUCCAGCGAUCUGACGGCUCUGGAAAGAAUGCUAACCCUAUCACCAUCCCCGAGACGCUAUACCUCGAUCGUUUUAUGGAUACCUCAGACACCCAGUCCUCCCUUCACAGGGGGAGGAAGCGCAAGUGGGACAUCGAAACCAGAUUGAACGAGAUGGAGGAUUCUAUGGCGAAAGAGCGUCGAGAUUUAUCUAAGCCGGCGUUGCAGCCUGCAGGCCGCCCCUCGGUUUCAAGAGCGCAAGAGGUCGAACUCACAGAAGAGGAGGUUGAUGGUUUCUUGCUCCUAGGGGGGUUCAACGAGCCCAUUCAGACCCAGGCAUCGCCAGAGGGAACAACGGACAACGAUCCCCAUUCUCCCGGUUUUGCCACUAACCAACAGCUGAAGCAGCUGAUGAAGAAAUACGGGGUUGAGGAACCCCAGAUUUCUCAAGUGAACGUAAAACCGCCACCGCCGAAGAGCAGCUACGACACCGACAUCCCACCUCCCGGCGUCACUGAGUUUUGGGAGAGGUUCGUGGCCGAGGAGAAGGAAGGAAAGGAACAUCUGAUGGCGGAGCGGAACAGAAUCUUCGUCGAUGCUCACGAAGUGGUUUACCAUCUCCAUGCCGUGGUGUGCCACGCGGGGGCGACUGCCUCUGCAGGCCACUACUGGGUGUGGAUCCGCGAUUUCGAGCGCAAUGUCUGGCGCAAGUACAACGACACUGUGGUAUCGGUGCACCCGGGAGAGUUUGUCUUUAGCGAACUCAACACCAAGGGCGAACCCUACUACCUUGCCUACGUCAGGGCCGACCAGGUCACCGACCUCGUCAGCAUCCCGCGCCGCCAACCGCUGGCACCCCCGCCUGUACCCCCGCGCCCGUCAUCGGCCGAGGACUUUGUGAUGGCUGCUAAUGGCAGUGACGGUGUACUUGAGAGUAUUGAGCACUGCUUGGGAGCUGUAGUUAACAUUGUCGGACAGGGAACCGGUGGAGAGACCAUCAUCUUCGUCCAUCAGAUCCUAGCGGGUUCAACGGGCUAA
Messenger RNA from Chaetomium globosum CBS 148.51, 3912 nucleotides. RefSeq lists its product as uncharacterized. Gene Ontology annotation, biological process: regulation of proteasomal protein catabolic process; protein deubiquitination; proteasome-mediated ubiquitin-dependent protein catabolic process. The transcript has 4 exons. NCBI's taxonomy places the organism in Eukaryota, Fungi, Ascomycota, Sordariomycetes, Sordariales, Chaetomiaceae. Gene Ontology annotation, molecular function: cysteine-type deubiquitinase activity; proteasome binding. The record is from RefSeq and is a predicted model, not a curated record. The coding region runs from base 1 to 3912 and encodes 1303 amino acids.